AUGGGAAAUGAGUUUGGAAGUGCCCAGGUCAAGGCUGGCGCCGUUGCGCAGGGCGCCGUGGAUGUCAAGGCCGUGAUUGAGAGUGGGGCCUUUUCCAGGGCGGUAGACGUGAGCGGCGGCAUCACCGGCAUUGCGAAGGGGGCCUUCGUGGAUGCUGUCAGGGUGGCCAUCGAGCAGGGCGCCAUCAAGGGCAUGGAGACCGGGGCUGUGCGCUUCGACAGCAACGCGCUGCACGAGCUCUUCCAUGUGAAGGGGGUGGAGAAUGGCGCCAUCCGAGCUGCCUUCACGGGCAUCGAGGAAGGCGCUUUCAAGGAGGCAGUGCAGGCCACGAUCCAGACAAGUGCCUUUCAGGAUGCGAUUCGAGUUCAGGUGCAGAACUCCAUCCAAUGCGAUGGCUGGGUUGUGGGCACCUUCAUGGUCCUCGCCAUCCUGGCAAUGCAGGCUUCGUCGCUCGUGGCCCUGGCACCCGAGGCCAGCCUUCUUGCCGCUGGCUUGCCCAUGCGCGGCUUGCUUGCAGCUCUACCUCUGGGAGGAGGCGCGUGGCUUCUGAGAGAUGAGGCGCGGCGCAGCUGCCUCAUGGCAGGCGUUGCAGGGGCUGGUGCCAAGGUGAAGACUGCGGCGCUGACGUUGAGCCCAUGGCCGCGGAUGGGAGCCUCGAGCUCGAGCUCGGAGUGCACGGAUGCGGUGCACCAGCUGCAGUUGCAAGUGCAGCGGUUGCAGCAGAAAGUGCACCGUUUGGAGUUGGAGGCCAGUGGAUUUUUUUCUUCUUCUUUUCUUCUUUUUUUGUUUUGCUUCUCAUGUCAGUAG
This is a messenger RNA of Effrenium voratum, 807 nucleotides long. Lineage: Eukaryota; Dinophyceae; Suessiales; Symbiodiniaceae. The record is from the annotation of a GenBank genome assembly.